Molecule: messenger RNA, 1338 nt
Organism: Melanaphis sacchari
Lineage: Eukaryota; Metazoa; Arthropoda; Insecta; Hemiptera; Aphididae
Exons: 6
Coding region: 49-954 (301 amino acids)
Biological process (GO): DNA transposition
Molecular function (GO): transposase activity; DNA binding
Source: RefSeq, a predicted model, not a curated record
UACCCUAAUGGUGCUCUUAAUUACACCUUCAUACAAGCUUCGGAGAGAAUGCGUCGUAUGAGGCGUAGUUGUUUUCCACCAACUCCUCAAAAUGUGAGCCAUCUACACACGUUAAUGAUAGAAAAAGAUAACAGCCAGUUUGCACAUACAUUCCAAGAACCGCCUAAAAGGUUUUAUCAAGGUCCACUAAUGGUGAAUGGCAACAUUGAGGGGUUGUUGUUUUGCAAUACAGCAAAUAUUGAGGAAAUAAUGCCAGAAUUACAAAAUGUCCGUGUUGCUGGAUGUGAUGGCACCUUUAAAGUCGUACCAAAGUUUUUAGAAAAUAGUGUUAAUCAAUUAUUCAGUUUUCACGUGAUUUAUAAAAAUGUUACUUUUCCGCUAGUACAUGCUCUUUUGACUGGGAAAACUCAAGAGAUUUAUGUGGCAUUGUUGUUAUACAUAAGAAAUGUGCUGCCUUUAGUAUACAACAAUGUCAUAAUAAUAACUGAUUUUGAGUUUGGUCUCAUCAAUGCAGUAAAAAUUGUAUUCCCAGAAAGUCAACAUCAAGGAUGUUAUUUUCACUUCUGCCAAGCUGUCAUACGUCAUGCAAGAAAUAAAAGGGUUAGAGUAUUCAAUUUAAUGAAAACUAAUCCCAUUGCUGCACGUGUACUUAGAAUGAUUCUUGCUUUGCCGUACUUGCCAGCAACACGGCAAGGGGAAAUCAUUCCCUCAAUGGUAGAUGGAUUUUACUCAAUUAUUGAAUAUGUCAAUCAAUACCCAGAAAUAGCAGCACAACUUCAAAAUUUCUUGUUCAAUUAUGUUUGGGAAUAUUGGUUUGACACAUUGGGACCGUCAGCAAUAUCUGUGUUUAAUCAAGACAUAAGGACCAAUAAUUACAUUGAAACUUACCAUGCUUCAAUGUUGAAACUUAUUAAACCACACCCUAAAGUUUGGGAAUUCCUUAGUAUGAUUUAAACUACUUUAAUUUUGCAUCUUUUGCUUUUUGUCAUAUUUGUUUAUUUUCAACUAUUAACUUGUAUUUAUGUGUUUGCUUGUAGACCAUAAUUUGGGUUUAAUUUAUAGGGGUAAGUAUUUUCUAUUUUAGGAAAAAUUAAUGUUAUUUCUAAAUGUUGCACGAUAAAAUUCAUGUUUUAACUUAAUUUAAAGUUUAAAGAAUACUUAACUUAUUGAUGGCAAGUAUAUUUAGAUAUUCAAUAUGUUGGUUAAAUGUUUCAAUAUUGAAGAACAAAUGAAGUAAGAAGAAGUAAAAUGGCAUUUUUAAAGUUAUAUGUAUCUAUGUCUUAGGUAAGUAUGAUAUAUUUCAUAUGUAAGAAUAAGUUUGUAUGAUAGCAAAUAGAA